Impatiens glandulifera is the source of this 1243-nucleotide messenger RNA. RefSeq names its product COMPASS-like H3K4 histone methylase component WDR5A. Gene Ontology annotation, biological process: mRNA splicing, via spliceosome. NCBI's taxonomy places the organism in Eukaryota, Viridiplantae, Streptophyta, Magnoliopsida, Ericales, Balsaminaceae. The record is from RefSeq and is a predicted model, not a curated record. The transcript has 2 exons. Gene Ontology annotation, molecular function: U4 snRNA binding; protein binding; U6 snRNA binding. Gene Ontology annotation, cellular component: U4/U6 x U5 tri-snRNP complex. The coding region runs from base 42 to 995 and encodes 317 amino acids.
UAGUUUUUUUCUGUGGAGCUCAAACAAUUUUCAAUCCAAAAAUGGCGACGACAUCGGACCCAGUAGAAUCGAUGAAGCCCUACAAGCUAAAUCAAACCCUAAUUGGCCAUCGUCGGGCCAUUUCCGGUGUCAAAUUCUCCGAAGACGGUCGUCUACUUGCUACCUCCUCCGCUGACAAAACCGCCCGGAUCUGGUCCUCAUCCGAUGGAAAGACCCUCCAGGAGUUCAAAGGUCACGACCAAGGAAUAUCAGACUUGGCAUUUUCGUCCGACACUCGAUUCCUCGCUACCGCCUCCGACGACAAGACCGUUCGUGUCUGGGACGUUUCCUCUGGCUCACUCGUCAAAACCCUAACCGGACACACCAACUACGUGUUUUGCGUCACUUACAAUCCUCAGUCAAACAUAGUUGUGUCAGGUUCUUUCGAUGAGACUGUUAGGGUUUGGGAUAUGAAGUCGGGUAAGUGUUUGAAAGUUCUUCCUGCUCAUUCUGACCCUGUUACGGCUGUGAGUUUUAACAAGGAAGGAACCUUGAUAGUAUCAAGUAGUUAUGAUGGGUUGUGUCGGAUUUGGGAUGCUUCUACUGGACAUUGUAUGAAGACUCUUAUUGAUGAUGAUAAUCCUCCAGUCAGCUUUGUCAAGUUCUCUCCCAAUGGCAAGUUCAUUCUUGUUGGAACUUUGGACAACACGUUGAGACUAUGGAAUUUUGAAACAGGCAAAUUUCUAAAAACAUACACAGGUCAUGAGAAUUCAAGGUACUGCAUCUCGUCAACAUUCUCGAUUACAAAUGGGAAAUAUAUAGUUAGCGGUUCAGAAGACAACUGCGUUUACUUAUGGGAACUGCAGACUAGAAAAAUCGUUCAAAAACUAGAAGGGCACACAGACAAUGUAAUAUCUGUUUCAUGUCACCCGACUAAGAACAUGAUUGCCUCUGGUUCACUUGACAAAGACAAGACAGUUAAAAUCUGGACCCAAGAUGAAGAUGAUGAUGAGUAGUAGGAUAAAGUAUAUAUAAACCAGCUUUUGAGAUGAGAGAUUAGGAAUAAAAGAGCUGAAAUCCUUGUUUAGGCCUUUAGAUUGGUUUUUAUUAGAUCAUGCAAUUGGGUGAAGAUUAUAAUGUGUUACACACUCCCCUUCAGGCAUGUAGGAUUCCAUGUCUUAGAUUUUGUUUGAAAAUGUAACUUUUUCUGCUUGGAUCUUGGAGAAAUUUGUUGUAAUGGAAGAUUUCGGCUAGGUUAAAAGUU